Molecule: messenger RNA, 3386 nt
Organism: Octopus bimaculoides (California two-spot octopus)
Lineage: Eukaryota; Metazoa; Mollusca; Cephalopoda; Octopoda; Octopodidae
Product: DNA excision repair protein ERCC-5
Biological process (GO): nucleotide-excision repair
Cellular component (GO): nucleus
Molecular function (GO): DNA endonuclease activity; single-stranded DNA binding
Source: RefSeq, a predicted model, not a curated record
UUUGUUUUAUAUCAUAUAUCUGUGAACAACAUCGUCAUUGGUUACACAUUUCCAAAAGUGAUAUAUAACUGGUUCGCUGGUUUCUAACGGUCGCAGUGAGAAAGCAUAUGUCCGCAGUGCCUCGCUUUUGUGGAAAUAAAUACAAAGAGGGAUUUUAAGUAAACAACACCGGUUUUACAUGAAGCUUUACAUUAAUUGGAAGUGGAAAUCUUCUGAUAAUAGAAAAUACAAACGUGCAAUAAUUGCAAACAAGAGACUUUACUCUAAUGUCAGCUAUUUAUUCUACCAAUGGGAGUUCACGGCCUUUGGUCUCUGCUUCAACCUGUUGGGAAGCCAAUUCGACUGGAAGCACUCGAGGGCAAAAUUCUUGCCAUUGAUGUCAGUCUCUGGCUUCACCAAGCUGCGAAAGGAAUGAGGGAUCGUUCUGGAAAUCCCAUCCCCAACGCCCACCUUAUCGUACUGUUCAACCGUGUCUGCAAGCUGCUUUACUACCGUAUCAAACCAAUAUUCGUAUUCGAUGGUGGUGUACCAGUGUUGAAAUGGCAAACUUUAGCUCACCGUCGUGAACAAAAGGAAACGGCUGCUGAUAAAUCAGGCGAAAUUUCCAACAAGCUUCUCCACAAUCUUCUAAAACAGCAACUCUUGAACAAAACCAUUGAGAAGAACAGCCCCAAAAAGAAAGGUAGUAAUAGUAAUGCUGAGGAAUCCCCUUCAAAAACGGUUACCCGCCUCCUGUCUUCUAAACCUCACCAACGUGAUAUGUUUGAACUGGAUGAACUCCCAGAAUCAAGCCAGAAAUACUUUGAUGAGCUGAACGAGGAAGACCCUUGGGAUCAACACCAUUCCAUCUUAGAUGAUGCUGGUGGCUUUGCUUCAUAUCAAAUGUCAAAACUUCUGAAGCAGAACAAAAUCACAAACCAAAUUGAGAAAGUUCAAGAUGAGAUAAUUGCCAGAAAGUCUGGGAAAAUCUCUACUGAAUCUGGCAUCAUUGACCAAGUUGUUAAUAUCCAGAAGAUUGCUUCAGAAGACAGCUCUCAUUUUAUAUUUGUGAAAGGUCUGCAGAAAGACACUGCGCUUGAGGUUAUAGAGAAGGAAAAGAGAAAAGAAGAGAUGAAGGGUAGCGAGGACUCAGAUGAAGAAUCAACAAAGCCAGCACCAUCUUAUAAAUGUCCUGAUUCUGUAAAUACCAGUGGUAAUCUGUGGGUUGAAGAGAUGAAAUAUGGUGUCAAAAAGAAACCAUGUGAAGAGCUGCCAAACAUUAAACAGGAAAAGGAUUUUCUGAGCUCAAAAGUGAAAUUGCAAGUGGACAGUGAUAGCACUUGUAGUUCACAAAAUAUUUUCAAUGUUGAUAAAAAUAUUUUGUUUAAUUGGGCCAAAUUAGCAGAAUCAGGGAAUCACAGUGCUGACCAAACAUCUCUUGGAGAGCCAGAAAAUAAUAGCAGUAAAACACUUGAAACAAAGGUUUCUUUGUCAGAUUCUGAGAGUGGAGAAUCAGAAGAGGAUUCCGUUCCACCAAAAACUGUUUUAAACCAAAUCACGCUAAAGAAGGAAGUAUCAGGUGUGAUGACAACAGAAAAUAAACCAGUUGUUGUCAGUGGAUUAAAAGAGUCUUUUAUUUCUGAGAAACAUGGUGCCAGCCUGGACAACAGUUCAUUGUUGUCUAAAGGUGUGACUGUAGAUGAUGCAGCUAAGAUAGAUGUGACUGUAAAAGAUGUUAUUACUGAUGAUGAAUCCAAAAAACAUGUGACUGUUCCAGAUGAAGAGUCUGAAGAGAAGAAAAUACAAUCAGACUCUGGCGAGAGCGAAGAUGGUGAGUUACAUUUUAUUAAGAUUUAUGUUGAUAUCUUACUAGUCAGCCGGAUUGAAACUAUGUCCACUAUGAAAUCAGAACUGGAAGCUGAGAGUGAUGUGUUACUACAAGAACGAGGAAAACAGGAGAGAUUAGCCAUGACCAUUUCUGACCAGAUGCGCCUGGAAGCUCAGGAACUGCUGCUGUUGUUUGGUGUGCCAUUCCUUGUGUCUCCAAUGGAAGCCGAGGCGCAGUGUGCUUACCUGGACAUCACCAAACAGACAGAUGGUUCCAUCACAGAAGAUAGCGAUGUGUGGUUAUUUGGUGGACAGAGGGUUUACAGGAAUUUCUUCAACCAAAAUAAACAGGUGGAGCUAUUCACGAUGACUGAUGUGAAGAAUGUGUUGGGUUUGGAGCGAGAGAAAUUAAUCAAGAUGGCGUUCCUGUGUGGCAGUGACUACACCCCUGGUAUUGCAGGGGUUGGUCCUGUGACAGCCCUGGAAAUACUUGCCGAAUUCAACGGAAAAUACUUGGAAGGUUUACAGACACUCAAAACCUGGUGGGAUUCUACAAGAGAUCAAAUUAAAAUUCCUCAAGAAAUCAAACUGAAAUCCAAACUUAGACAAAUGGAAAUUCAUGAUGGUUUCCCAAAUCCCUCGGUUGUUGAAGCUUAUGAAAACCCUGAAGUUGACAAGUCCGAGGAGGCUUUCUCCUGGGCCCUUCCCAAGCUGGACGAACUCCGACUAUACACAUCCGAAAAGUUAGGUUGGUCCAGGAAUAAAACAGAUGAAAUCUUACUUCCUGUUCUGUCUGCAUUGAAUAAGCCUGCCAAGCAACAACUUGAAAUCACCAGCUUCUUCAUUAAGGAACCAUCAGAUGCAUUUGGCAGCAAGAAAAAUACCAGCAAGAGGGUACAACGGGCAUUACAGCGCUGCCAACAGGUGAUGGCAGUAUGUGAUGAGAAACCUACAACUUCACUCAAUGAACAGCGAAUGAAGAAGGCUAAAGAAGUGGUUGAACAGAUGAGAAAAGUGGGUUCGCUACCCCCAUGUCACCCUUCGUUACCAGUUAAAAGGAAAGGGCCAGGUAGCAAGAGCAAAGCGACUUCCAGCAGAGGAAGCCAACCACUUUUGGCAAAAGUUGCCCGCUCAACGGCACCAGUGAAUUAUAAACUGUCUGAAAGCAGCAGCAGUGAUUCGGAUGUCAAUUGAUAGUGACAGAAAUUUUGUUGAUAUUUUGGUUUGGUUUCCAUGGCCUUUUUUGGACAUUUUAUAUAUGUCAGACUGAGCUGAGGUGAGUGGGAUUUGAACUGAGAACUAGAGCCCCAUGGGGGUGGGUUGGGGUGCAGUGAAAUACUAUAAGUGUAUUUAGUUUGUCAUCAUCAUCAUCAUCAUCGUUUAACGUCCGCUUUCCAUGCUAGCAUGGGUUGGACGAUUUGACUGAGGACUGGUGAAACCGGAUGGCAACACCAGGCUCCAGUCUGAUUUGGCAGAGUUUCUACAGCUGGAUGCCCUUCCUAACGCCAACCACUCAGAGAGUGUAGUGGGUGCUUUUACGUGUCACCCGCACGAAAACGGCCACGCUCGAAAUGGUGUCU